Messenger RNA from Raphanus sativus (radish), 978 nucleotides. RefSeq lists its product as uncharacterized. NCBI's taxonomy places the organism in Eukaryota, Viridiplantae, Streptophyta, Magnoliopsida, Brassicales, Brassicaceae. The transcript has 2 exons. Bases 293 to 820 code for a protein of 175 amino acids. The record is from RefSeq and is a predicted model, not a curated record.
UAAUUUUUCACAUUUAAACUAUAUCUCUUCACUUAUCCCAUUAAAGAUGCUAAGUACGAUAAAUAUGUAAUGAGAUUUUGUAUGUAUUAGAUAUAUGAAGAUAUUUUUGUGCAUGUGUGCUCAGAUUUAUAACAUUAGUGGCUAAAAAUUGCAGAAUCUAAAUCGGGUACUAGCAGACAAAAUUAAAUUUCCUUUUCUUUUCUUGUCACAGAUUAUUACAACUGAAGUUCCAAGUUCUUCAGAUCAAAUCUUCUUGAGAUCUUGGUGAAAUAAAGUCUUAAUUCAUCAGAACAUGGAGAAGAUUCUUAAUCCGUACGAAAAGCAGUUCAUGAAAAUGGCUAUGCUUAAACAUGAAGAAACGUUCAAGCAACAGGUAUAUGAACUUCAUAGGUUAUAUCAAGUCCAAAAGAUUUUGAUGAAGAACAUGCAGAUCAACGAGGGGAGUAAUGUAAGUUCAGGACUAGGGACGUUCAUCAGAAGAGUUGAUCAAGAUAUUGACCAACCGGCGAAUUUUCCCGGCGGAGAAGACUCCGGUGGAAAUAAUAAGAUUAUGGACGAGAGUGAGAUCGAGCUAACGCUUGGGCCCUCAUGUUACGGUGGCGAUUUGAUGAGAAUGAACAAGAAGAUGAAAAAUAAUUCUUGGCCGGAGAUAAUGGACGAAAAUUUAAAUUCUGGCAGCCGGAGCUUCUCGUCGUCUUCGACAGGGUCAAGCAAUAAUAACCACAGCAAUCUUGAAGAACAAGAGAGACAAGAGAGAUUAAUGAAACAUCAGAAGCAGAAGCAGCAAUGGCUUCAAGCAUUGACUUUGAAUGUUAUUUGAUAAUAAUAAAUAACAUUCAUAUUACACUAUAUUCUGAAAUAGAUUUCCAUUUCUUUUUUUCAGUUUAGUUUUUUUUUUAAUCAGAUGAUCUUUUUAGUGCUUAUCAGUAAAUUUUUUUUUUUUUUUUGAACAACUAUCAGUAGAUUUCUUCUAUUCUA